CGCAGCAUUUAGCUUGCACAAAUCCUCUCCGUUAAUCGCUUCUCGCCGGCUGGUAAGGAUGCAGACAUCAUGCAGUCAUCUGUGGGUGGUGGCAGACCAUAGACCAUAGACCAAAACAAACGAGCAAACACAGUCCUGCUCCGACGGCGAAUUCAGGAGGAAGCUCCUGCUAGCUCAAUGGCGAUGAAAAUGGAUUUAAAUACCAUCAUAGCGCAGAUGGAGACGGGGGAGCAAGACACUGCUUUGACGGCUCUCCAGAGCUACAACAAGGAGAUGAACCAGUGCUUUACAUUUAGCAGAGAAGAAGAGCGGGAAAGAGAGCAUCUGGGGGAGUUGGUGCUCGAUUUCUUGAAUGGGGAGUUGCAGCCUUCCUGUCAGCUGGCAUGUCUAGAAACAGUUCGCAUCCUGUCCAGAGACAAACACUGCCUGGAUCCCUUCAUCAGCCGCUCUGCCAUGUCCACUCUUGCCCGCUACGCCGGCACCGCUGUGGCCAGCACUGCCACACCUGCACACAGCAAGCCGAUGGAGGGCCAAGUGGAGGGUGAGGGAGGAGAGGGGGAAGAGGCAGAAGAAGUAUCCAGUGAGUUGGUAAAGGAAGCCUCCCCUCCUUCAGAAAACCCUGACCAGGAAGUGAUUGUCGAGGCUCUCAAGUCUAUUUGUAACAUCCUGCUACACAACGAGACGGGACAGGUGGUAGCAGCAGAUCUGCAGCUGAUAAAGGGUGUGGCAGAGAGGCUGAAGCAGUGUCACGAUCCCAGCUGGAGCCAUGAGGUGCGUUUCUUUGACUUGCGCCUCACCUUCCUGCUGACUGCCCUGAGAGUGGACAUCAGGGCACAGCUAGCUCAGGAGCUUCACGGCAUCAGUCUGCUAGGCAACCAGUUGGAUGCCACAAUGGGUCUGUGUUGGCCAGAUACAUUGGAGACAGCCAGGGCGGGGUUAGAAGGUGUCCCACUUGAAGAACUACCCCCACUGAGCCGGCAACAGACAGAACUAGCCAUGGAAAUACUGAAAAUACUGUUCAAUAUCACGUUUGACAUAAAUAGGCGCAAGGUCGAUGAGGAAGAGGCAGCAGAGUACAGACAUUUGGGAGCCAUACUGAGACACUGUCUAAUGAGCCAUGCAGAUGGAGAGGAGCGGACUGAGGAGUUCCACAGCCAUACUGUUAACUUGCUUGGUAACCUCCCUCUGCCGUGUUUGGAUGUACUGUUGAUGCCUAAGGUGCAACAAGGCUCCAUCGAGUACAUGGGGGUCAACAUGGAUGCUGUCAAAAUGCUGCUGGAAUUCAUGGAGAAAAGACUUGACCGGGGACAUAAGCUGAAGGAGACUCUUCUGCCAUCACUGAACUUGCUGACUGAGAGUGGCCGCAUCCACCGAGAGACCAGGAAGUUCCUCAGGUCAAAGGUGUUGCCCCCACUGCGUGAUGUGAAGAACAGGCCAGAGGUGGGCAGUGCUCUGAGAAACAAACUAGUCCGUCUUAUGACACACAUUGACACUGAUGUCAAGGACUGUGCUGCCGAAUUCCUCUUUGUUCUCUGCAAAGAAAGUGUUUCAAGGUUCAUUAAGUAUACUGGAUACGGUAAUGCUGCAGGUCUGCUGGCUGCUAGAGGACUGCUUAGGGGGGGCAGAGACUCUGGGAUCUACUCUGAAGAUGAAGACUCUGAGACAGAGGAGUACAGAGAGGCCAAGGCUCACAUAAACCCAAUAACAGGAGUUGUAGAAGAGGAGCAGCCUAAUCCCAUGGAGGGAAUGACAGAGGAGCAGAAAGAAUAUGAAGCUAUGAAGCUGGUCAACAUGUUUGACAAACUGUCAAGGACCAAUUUGAUCCAGCCCAUGCAGCUCAGUAUGGAUGGGAAAAUGAGAGAGAUGACUUCAGAGGAUCUGCAUAAAGUGGCCCACAAUCCUUUAUUCCAGCCAGAAGAGCCAGCUAACCCAGACAGUGAAGAUGAGGCUUAGUAAACACAGAAAAAUAAAGGCAGAAACAGAUAUAACCCUUGUGACAAUCCUGGCAGAGCUGUCUCAUAGUUUUAAAUAUUCACAUGCCACAGGGUCCAAACUGUUCCUGUUUGUUUAUUCUGAUGGGACGUGAAGUGUGGAAAGUUGGGAUUAGUUCAGUAAGAGUGAAAACACAGCAUGGUGUACAUGGGAAACAGCUUGAAGGACCAUAUCACUGGCUUUACAGUAUAUGUGCUAUCCUAUCGACUACAAAUUAAUAGUGUUUUAAUGCUGACCUUUUUCCAAAGACUACCACUAGUUUGUUGAUUAUUUUUCUUCCUCCCAGACAUUCGUUUCAGUCCAUUUACACUACGAGUAUGGAGCACUAUAACAACACCAGAGAGUUAAAAGGGAACCACUAAAAUGGAAAUUUACACUUAGAAAAAGGAGAAGCAUGAGGAACAUUUCCAGUGAGCUUGGCUAAAGAAUUGUUCAGUCAAGGAUGGUUUCAUGUAGAUUUAGAUGGUUGAGAAUUGAUAUUGUUCCUCAGUCAGCUCAAAUAAUCAACAGUCUCCAAGAGGGUUUUUCUUUUGAUUCUCAGCUAAUGUAGGCUUUCAUGCACUCAGUGGGCAGCAUACAUCAACAGGAAAAUUGGUGGAGGAAAUUCUUCGUUAAUCAAAAGCCAGCAUCUGGUCACCUAGACUUUACAUGAUUGGGUCUUUAAAACUUAUUAAAGCCAAAAUAAAUUAACUUCCAAAGUACAGAUUUCUUCACUGAGGAUUUCUUCAAAAUAUAGACUCACUGGGAUUGGCUGAUCCCUCAAAUUCCAAAAUGUGCUUCCAGCUCACUGUUUUACAGCUCAACAAAUACACACAAAAGAUCAUUUGAAUAUAUCAAAUGACAUAAAUUUUGUUGUUGCAUGCAUGAAAAAGGUUCCCGUUGAGCUAGUGACUCCCUAAUCUCAGAUGUCGGAGCAUCCUUGAACACACCAACAGGGGGACUUUUCAAAACAGACCCUGCUUACAGCUCCAUCACUACAUGACUGAAACGUUACUUUUGACAGAAUGAAUAAGCUACAGUAUCUGGUGCAAGUUUCAUUUCUAUGGAGGUGGAUUUUCAUAUUAUAAUGAACUCGAAACUAAUGGCUGUCUGGAAGGUGGAGAAUCAGACUGAAAAUUGAUGAUAUGCUUUAGAAAAGGUCAACAAUCGUGUGAUUUGAUCUGUAGAUGGCAAAAUGUGAGGAAAGCAAUAGUAUGGUCCUUUAAAUAAUGUUCCUGUCUAGAGAUAUAGACACAAUUAGAGCAUACACACAGAUAAAACACAGCAGUGUUGGCUUUGUUUCUGACAAACAAGUAAGUCCUUGCUCAUUUCUUGCUCAUCACUUGCUGUUCUAACCUUAAUGGGAUCAAUUAUUAGUGACACUUAAUGUUUUUGUUCAAGUUUUUGUGAUCCUGAGCUCUCUGUGGAUGCACAAGUAAACUUUGACUGGUCAUUGGUAUUUCUCAGUCAACUCCACACUUGCUUUGGUCAUUGACCAUUCCUGGCUCCAAAAUAAAUCCGCACCUCUCUGACACAAAACCUGAACCGCAAACACUUCACAAAUGUGGUGUGUGUUUGUAUGGUUCAGGGUUAUUUACUUCAUCGGGCAUGGUAAUGAUCAAACCUUGAAAUGUGAAAUGAUACCAUGCCGUCUGUAAAACACAACAACUAGCUGGGCUCACCAGACACCUCCCAUCGACAACCAAACCACUAACAACAUGCUGUCUCCAUAGUUUGGUUUUGAUUUGUUGAGGUUGUGAGGUCUUACCUUUUGAGCCUUCAGCCACCACCUCAAAGAGGUAAAUGUAAUUUGGUUUAUAAUCAGUCAAGUUUUGAAAAUGACAUUUGAAAAACUCAACAAUACCAUGUCUUUCCACAAACAAAAUCCCAGUUACCUUUACUCAGGAUAAUCCACAGCAGAGAACAGCUCUGUGUCCACAGUGGAAACUAGUCUGUGUCUCUGUUUGAAGUUGAACUCUGUAGGAACAUUUUUAAACAGUGCUGGAGCUUUUCCUGAUCAGAUGAAGAUGCGUCAUUUCUACUUUAAAUGAGAGCAGGAGAAAAUGUAUGAAAGCUAGCCAAAGAGAUGUCGUUCAGUUUGACAUAUGGAAUCAGUUGUAUUUUUGAAAAAAAAAACUAAUGAAUUUUAAAGGCCUGUUGUUUUUCAUAAAGCCCUUCAGAUGUUUUAUUUUUAGAAGUGAAAUGUGAAACUGCUGUCAGAUAAGAUUUUAGACGUAAAAUUAAGUGUUCUUAUGUUCUAUAAUCUGAAACACAUUAUAUAUGAAAUGUAUUCUCCUUUAUAUUGGUAUUGUAUAGCUGCCAACUAUCAUGGACUGUAACAUACGUUAAAUGUGUUUAAAUGACAGAAUUGUGUUGUGUGUUGCAGUAAGGAGGCCAUUCAGCUGUCCACACUUUACAAAUAUGCCACAAACCACAUCGCAUUUUGAGGAUUUGUGCCAUUUUGAUUCUGCAAACAAUUGUGUCCUUGAAACUUUUUAUCUUUUCUAUUUGUCUACAUUGAUUUUCUGGAGAUAUUCUGUAGCCACGUUACCAACGUAUUGCCCACAAAUAUCUUGUGUGACAGUUUGUGUAAUAACUUUUGCUUUCAUAUGGGUUACAUGUCCAAGUUAGUGGAUAAUACAGUUUUAACUGUGGACUGCUUGAUAGCCCUGGCCCUGAGGUGCAAAGCAUUGGACGAAACACAAUAAGAAACAAUAAAUACAACACAACAG
This is a messenger RNA of Xiphias gladius (swordfish), 4703 nucleotides long. RefSeq names its product RIC8 guanine nucleotide exchange factor A (gene ric8a). The transcript is spliced from 14 exons. NCBI's taxonomy places the organism in Eukaryota, Metazoa, Chordata, Actinopteri, Istiophoriformes, Xiphiidae. The record is from RefSeq and is a predicted model, not a curated record. Bases 178 to 1953 code for a protein of 591 amino acids. Gene Ontology annotation, biological process: G protein-coupled receptor signaling pathway. Gene Ontology annotation, molecular function: G-protein alpha-subunit binding; guanyl-nucleotide exchange factor activity. Gene Ontology annotation, cellular component: cytoplasm; plasma membrane.